UUUAAAAAAAAUAUUAUAUCUCUUCUCUUUGGAGGCUUGUUUGUUUGUUUACUGCAUGGAAUCGUCGUCGUCGGGAACAAAUUCGUCGGCGAUUCAAACGUCUUCCAGGUCAGAGGAGAAUCUCAUGGAGCAGAGGAAACGUAAGAGGAUGCUCUCAAACCGCGAGUCAGCGAGGAGAUCAAGGAUGAAGAAACAGAAGCUCCUCGACGAUCUAACGGCUCAGGUUAACCAGCUCAAGAAAGAGAACAGCGAGAUCGUGACAAGUGUCAGCAUCACGACGCAGCACUACUUGGCCGUGGAAGCAGAGAACUCUGUUCUUAGAGCUCAGCUCGAUGAACUCAGCCACAGGCUCGAAUCUCUCAACGACAUCAUCGGUUUCCUAGAGAAUACCAACGGGGUUUGUCCGAACCCUCUGACUGGUCCAGAGUCAGAUGACUUCCUCGUGAAUCAGAUGAAUAUGAACAUGUUUCAUAUGAUGAACCAGCCUCUCAUGGCAUCUUCUGAUGCUUUGCUGUAUUAGAAAUGUGGACCAAACAAAGAACCUCGAAAUUACGUAAUGGGACCGCUUCUUUGUCAGAUUUUAAGAUAUGUCCAAAGAGAAAGAGAGAGAGAUAUGUAUAAAUUGGUAUGUUGUUUGAUUGUUCUAGUAGUAUUUCAUUUUCUUGUUGUGCUUUGUUCCGUCUUUGGCGCUAGGUAUUAAAAGCAUCUUUUAUGAGUGUG
Molecule: messenger RNA, 720 nt
Organism: Brassica oleracea var. oleracea
Lineage: Eukaryota; Viridiplantae; Streptophyta; Magnoliopsida; Brassicales; Brassicaceae
Product: ocs element-binding factor 1-like
Exons: 1
Coding region: 56-520 (154 amino acids)
Biological process (GO): positive regulation of DNA-templated transcription
Cellular component (GO): nucleus
Molecular function (GO): DNA-binding transcription factor activity; transcription cis-regulatory region binding
Source: RefSeq, a predicted model, not a curated record